UACUAAUUCAUCAUCAGUAGUGGACAUGAUAGACGAAUCGUCCAGCCAUGGGCUGCUGCCAGGAAAUGGAAACGUAUCAGAAGCCAAUCAUCCCCCUAAGAAUCAUAAUCCAUUCAGUAAUUCCUCGACUGACGUCACAAGUCCCAUACCCUCCUCCCAAUAUACAAGUUCAAUUAUUGGAAAUACUGAAUUAAUCAAAUAUCCAUUUAAAACUAUCAAUCGAAUCUUAGACGAUUUGAAGUAUGCGGUUCCGUUUAUGGCCGAACACUCAACUAGUUUAUUACAGUCCAGACCGCUUGAGUAUUCGACAGAACUUAGUCGCAUGACUUCCAAUCCUCAAUAUCAUUAUGAUGUAUUAACCCUUAAUAAUUCCUUACCAUUUUCUCCAUCAAUUGAGAAGAUUGACGGUCUGCCUAUUCGAGUAGCACUUAUUCGAGGGUUGAUUGUUCGGAAUGAAAAUGAUUAUUACCAUUUUAGAAUCAUUAUAGUUGAAUCAAGUACUAACCCGUUUGUCAGCCAUGUUCUUGAUAAACAUGAGUAUCAUAUUAUUCCUCAAUCAUUACUAUCUAAUGAUGAUUUGAUUAGUUUAAGAAGUGAUGAUGCCGAUCAGUCAAGUAUCUUUGAUGAUGCAUACUAUAAGAGUGCCAAUAGUCCAUAUCAUCAACUCUUACGAGUGACUAUAUUUCGUCGAGAAUUCACUAAACAAGAGUUAUUACCAUUCAUUGAUCAACAAACGAUUGCUAAACGAUACUCCGAUGGUAUGAAAACCAAUCCCACCCUUUCUCCCGAUACGAUUCCUAAUGUAAUCCAUUGUUUUAAGACGCUUAUUAAAGUGUUAAGAGGCCCAAUUUUACUUGAUCCCAAUGAUUCAAUUAAAACCAUUAGCCUUUCCAAUCCUUCAUUAAGUGCUACGAUUGAUGUUCAGUUCUUACUUGAACGUUUGGGAUUCACCCUAAAUGCCGAAGAAACAGAACUAAUUCCUCCCAAUCUUGUAUUAUUACCUCGAUUAAAGGAACUGUUCAUUAGAAUGAUUCAAGAGUUGAUUUAUUUAGGGAGAAUCUAUGGUAAGCUGGUUGCUACAAAUGAUUUCCAAACGGCUUAUUCGUAUUCGGAUAAUUUCAAUUUGGUGUUUGGAGCCAUUGCUGAAUAUGAUAAACAUAUAAAUCAGACUCAAUUCGUUAAGUAUACCACUAACGAACUUGGGUUCUUUAUCAAUCUUAGUUGUAGUCCGUAUUUUCAAGAUGAACUUAUCAUUAAGUGUUUUGAGAAUUCCGUUAAAUCCGACCCUUCCAAUAGAUUGUACUAUGUGGAUUCAUUAAGAAGUGUGGCUAGUUAUAAGUCGAGUUCGACUAAGUUGAAUUCGUACAUUAAGAACUUGUCUGCGCAGGGAGAGAUGAUUGGAUUCCGUGAUUAUGUGGAAUCCAUGAAUGCUAUAGGGAUAAGUGUAGGUGGAGCUGGUGGUACUACUGAACUCAACGAUAUUGACGAUGACUUUGUUGUGGCCAUGUAUAAGACCAGCUUUAAGGAUGAUCCCAAGAAUUAUCAGUACUACAAUAACCAUUUGCAAGUGAUUGCCAAAGUCCGACAAUCCGUCAAGUUGUGGGAGUAUAUCCAUAACGAGAUAGUCCCAUUAAACAUCGCGCUAGACGAAUUAACUAUAGAAGAAAUCACAGAAGAUGAUGUGGUUAUCACGGCGUAUGAAUACCGACUCGAUGAGCUAGCGCAGGCCACGGGGUUCCUGAGUUCUGCUAACGAAAUAGCGUUUCUCAAUAAGUCGCUCUUGUCGGUGGCAGUCAAUCGGAAGAGUUACUUGUUGUUGAACUAUAUAGAAACCAAAUUGCCCGAGAUAAGUCGCAUACCCCCUGCUACUACCACCACCACUACUACCACUGCUAGUGCUUAUGAGACUUUCGGUGUUAGUCGUACCAGUUCCGACUUUGAACUCAUCACGGCGUUCCAGAACAAACUGAAUGAUACCACCAGUGAUAUCCGCCACUUACGGUAUAGCUUAAAGCUUAUUGCAGAGAGUCGCAAGUCCGAUAUCCUAUUCAGUUUCCUCAAGAACGGGAAAGUGGAUCCGUCCUUGCUUCCGGCCGAAAACUGGCCUGCGGGUUUAGACAACAUCGGUAACACCUGCUAUUUGAAUUCCCUAUUACAGUACUACUUCUGUAUUAAACCCCUACGCGAAUUGAUCUUACAAUUCGAUGAGUCUCAAGUCGAUUUCAGUCGCUUCGGUCAUCGCAAGAUUGGCGGGAGACGGGUCGAGGAUCAGGAGAUCACUCGGUCCAAUCAGUUUAUCUAUCACUUGCGGUACUUGUUUGACGAGAUGAUUCAUACGAGGAAACGGUGUGUGCAGCCCACCAAGGAGUUGGCAUACUUGUCGUUCCUUGCGUUAUCGCAGUCGGUCGACUUCCGAGAUGAUGCGGAGAUCAUUGAGAUUAGAGAUGAGGACGAAGAGCUUGAGGCUCAUGUUGUUGAAGAAGAACAGGAAGUUGUCGAUGACGACGACGAUGACGAUGAGCCUAUCUUGGUAGACUCGGUAUCGCCGCCCGACGAUGUGGUGAUGCUGGCCGAUGACGAUAUCGAAGUGAUCUCUGCGGGCGAGUUCUCUCGCUCGCACAGUGACUCGGCCGAUGUUGAAGUUGAACAAGUGGAACAGGUUGAAGAGGUGGAACCAGUAGAAGUCGGCCGCACAGGACCUCCGUUAUUGUCGAUCAGUACGGAUCAAAUGGAGAGCACUAUAGAAGUUGGACGCCAGCAGGAUGUGACUGAGUGCAUAGAGAAUGUGAUAUUCCAAAUCGAGACUGCCUUAGCCCCCGAGAAGUUGGAAGAAGACGGAGAACAGAUCGAUUUGAUCAAGCGACUUUUCUACGGUAAGAUUAAACAAACCAUCGUCCCCGUAGAUCCGCAGAAUCCCACCAUAACGACUGGACCCGCUCGAAUUCUGAUAGAACGAUUCUUCAGUCUAAUCAUCAAUGUGAGUGAUCAUCCGAAGAACAUUUAUGAUACAUUAGAUAACUAUUUCAAUGAGGAUCUAAUCAGUUUAGAGGAGGGAUUAUGUAAGAAGUCCAUUACCGUUAAUGAGUUACCGGAUAUCCUUCAAUUCCACGUGCAACGGGUUAUGUUUGAUAAGGAGAAGCUCAUGGCCUAUAAGUCACUUGAGCCCAUUCCAUUUCUGGAUAAGAUCUAUUUGGAUCGGUACUUGGACACCGAAGAUGCGGAGAUGUUACGGCUCCGUCAAGAGGUGUUCCAAUGGAAGAAUGAGAUGAGUGUGAUCAGUCAGGAAAGAGCUAAGCUCACAGCCAUUGAUCCUGAUACAAAGCUCUCGAUCAUUGAGUCACUCAAAGUCACUAAGAAGUACUUGGAGACGAUUGAAAGCGACGAGAGUAUUGAGCUCACGAUCGAUAGUAAGUCCAUAGAACAGAUUGAACUUGUAGCGCAACAGCUCAGUCAUACUCUAGAGCAGUAUAACGAGCGACUUGGGCAGUUGCAGAAUCUUAUAGCCAAUCAAUUCUCCAACUAUAAACGCGUGGGGUAUACGAUAUUUGCUAUAUUCAUUCAUCGGGGGGAAGCCAGUUAUGGUCAUUAUUGGAUUUAUAUUAAGGAUCCGCAUCGUCAGGAUAUCUACCGAAAGUAUAAUGAUGAGAUUAUCACCGAGGUGUCAUUACUGGAGGUGUUUAAUUUCGAUGAUACCAAUACGGCAACUCCGUAUUAUAUUGUCUAUGUUAAGCAAGAGCUUGAGAAGGAGUAUGUGGAUCCGCUCAAGAGAGAGCUCGGUAGAGUAUAGAAGUACCAGUACAAGUAGCAGUAAAUGUAAGUAAUACCAAUAUAUAUUAACUAGGA
This is a messenger RNA of Scheffersomyces amazonensis, 3843 nucleotides long. RefSeq names its product ubiquitin-specific protease. The transcript has a single exon. Gene Ontology annotation, molecular function: cysteine-type deubiquitinase activity; proteasome binding. NCBI's taxonomy places the organism in Eukaryota, Fungi, Ascomycota, Pichiomycetes, Serinales, Debaryomycetaceae. Bases 26 to 3787 code for a protein of 1253 amino acids. Gene Ontology annotation, biological process: regulation of proteasomal protein catabolic process; protein deubiquitination; proteasome-mediated ubiquitin-dependent protein catabolic process. The record is from RefSeq and is a predicted model, not a curated record.